Anopheles marshallii is the source of this 978-nucleotide messenger RNA. RefSeq lists its product as uncharacterized. Bases 25 to 978 code for a protein of 317 amino acids. NCBI's taxonomy places the organism in Eukaryota, Metazoa, Arthropoda, Insecta, Diptera, Culicidae. The record is from RefSeq and is a predicted model, not a curated record. The transcript is spliced from 4 exons.
GCAACGAAACAUCACAGGAAUACAAUGCUGUUUCUCAAUAGUUGGAUUGGAUUAUUUGUAACGUGUCUUCUGAUACCAGAAAUUGUUGGCCUAAAGCUAAAAACCGUACGAAUACCACCGUAUAGACUUCGAAGUGAGUCCGCUUUACUUGAGUGCCACUACGAACUUAAUGGCCAGCGAAAAGGACAUGGCACUUCUAACGGGGGCAAUCGACGACAUCAUACCUAUCAAAGCGACUAUGUCGGUGAACCCUUCGAAGAGGAGGAGAAGCUGUACUCAAUCAAAUGGUACAAAGACAACGAGGAGUUCUAUCGUUACGUGCCGUCGGCUUCGCAACCGAUUAAGAGUUACAAAAUCGAGGGUAUCCGGGUCGACCCAAACCAUUCCGAUGGUACGAAGGUGUUGCUGCGAGGGUUAACACUUAAAUCCUCCGGUAUCUAUCGUUGUGAGAUCUCGGCUGAGGCACCCAGCUUCGACUCGGUUCAGGGUGAAGGUCGGAUGGAUGUGAUAUAUGUUCCAAAGGAUGGUCCACACAUUAGCGAUGGGGGAAGGCAAAGCUUCAAAAAUGGUGAAACAAUGGAGUUCAACUGUACGUCCGCUCGCUCACAUCCAGCCACCACCCUGCAGUGGUAUAUCAAUGAUUUGCAGGUGAUGGACCCGAACAGCAUCAUACACUAUCCCUCGAUACAAAAUCAGCAUGGGCUGAUUACCACCUUUCUUGGCUUGAGUAUGGUCGUCAACCAUCGGCUUUACAUCGAUGGGACGAUACGGGUAAAAUGCAUGGCUAUCUUAUCGCCCGUCUUAUGGCGUGGUGGCCAAGAAAGUAUCGUCCAAUGGGAACAACCCGCGAUCGACAGUCGUUCUGCCAUGCUGUUAGUAAAAAGUAACGACACGAGCAGAAGCAAAAUCUUCAUAGUGCCCUUUAUCAGUCUUGUGCUUUAUGCAAUUUGCCCAAUACAUGCUUGCGUAAAUUGGUGA